AUGUCUGCAGCCUCUUCUGAGAAGCCGGAAUCGGGGGCCCAUGUUGAGAUCCUCAAGGUCGCCCGACAAAUCCAACAUCUUGCGCAUUUCUUAUCCCAAGGGUCGCCAUGCGCAGGCAUUGUCUUGACAGACGCAGAUAUCAAAGUAGCGCAAGAGCUCAACCCUAUCACCAGAAUCGCAUCCCACCGCCGGCUCUCAGAGCUACAAUUUCCACGAGAGUGGGUUGAAGACGAUGGCGCCCUAGCUAUUGCACUUCGUGACUGGAGAGAUCAUGUCAAAGAGAUGAGUCAGAGCAAUACGCAUGCUACGCAGGACAAGCUAGAGCAGACCGAGGAUGUUCUGACGAAAACUGACAUUGAGGUUGACGCUAAUGUAUCAGUUUUGUCAUACCCAAUGAAAAGAGAAGCGCACUGGGUUGAGAAGACUAGAGCUCUCGAGACGAAACUCCGACAAUCCGAGCAGGAGAAACAGUCUGUGAUGCAGCAUAAUCUCAAGUUGCAGCUAGACGUGGAAAGGCUUCAGCGCAAGGUGCAAGCCUUGUACCAAGGGCUCUUUGACCCCGAUAAUCGCAUCCACGAGGCUAACGUGAUGGCGAAGGCAAAUCUCUACAGUGAGAUUGGCCAACUUAAGCUGUCAGUUGAUACAGCCAACAACAAAAAUGAUGCCCUCAUCGAGAAGAACAAGGAGCUGGAGUCAAGCAACAGAGAUCUCGUUACUCAGAAUGAGUCCCUUGUUGAGAAGAAUAAGGAGCUAGAGUCAAGUAACAAAGAUCUCGUUACUGAGAAUGAAUCCCUCGUUGAGAUGAACAAGGAAUUGGAGUCAAGUAACGCAGAUCUCUUUACUACGAACCAGGACCUUUUGGAGAAGAUUGCGCAUGCGACGGAUGCUGCCACGAGUAACGAGGAGCCUCUCACGGCAAAGAACCAGGCUUUACAGAGCAGUAAUAAAGUCCUGGUCCUUGAAAGUGAAGCUCUGAAGACUAUCAAUGAUAGUGUUGUUGCCAAAUACAAGGACCUCGAGGGCAGACUCGAGCAAUCAGCAAAUGCGACAAAGUCUUGCAAUGAAGUCCUCGAUAAAAUCGUCGCAAAGAUUAAGGAGCUGGAAAACAGCAGAAAUGCAUUGGCUGCCCAGAACAAGGACCUGAUGAGCAGCAAUGCAGUUCUCGGUGAUGAAAACAAGCAACUCGAGGAGAGCAACGGGGAAAUUGUCACAUCAGUGACACGUUCGCUGCGGACAUUGACUUUAGAAUGCCGGGCCUUUGUUCAGUCAGGGAGUGAGAGUCGCAUGAGCUGGUUCUCGUGGUAA
Molecule: messenger RNA, 1305 nt
Organism: Fusarium redolens
Lineage: Eukaryota; Fungi; Ascomycota; Sordariomycetes; Hypocreales; Nectriaceae
Exons: 1
Coding region: 1-1305 (434 amino acids)
Source: RefSeq, a predicted model, not a curated record